GGAGUUCUAAGGAGUUCUAAGGCGUUCUAAAGAGUCCCAUUGCCAUCAUGCUGCUGUCUCUACUGCUGUCCACACUGCUGACCAUACACACCAUGGCUGAGUUGGAGCUGGUGAUCCCCGAGCUGCCCGUGGUCGCCAUAUUUGGUCAGGAUGCCGUGCUGAGCUGUGCGUUCCGCGGGGAGCAGGCGCUAGGCAACCUGAGCGGCCUGAGCGUCUUCUGGCAGCUCACGGACACCAAGCGCACCGUGCACACGUUCACAUCUGGAGAGGACAUGCUGACUGACCAGAUGCCAGCGUACGCCAACCGCACCAGCCUGUUCGGCGUAGACGCCCUGUCGGGGGGCAACGCGUCACUGCUGCUGCGGAAGGUCCGCGUGGACGACGAGGGAAGCUACACCUGCUUCGUACAUGUGCAGAGCUUCGCCUCCGCUGCCAUGCUGCUACAGGUCGCAGCUCCAUACAGUAAGCCCCUGGUGACCCUCCAUCCCGACUCCAACCUGCGUCCGGGUGACCUGGUGGCCUUGACCUGCGUGGCGUAUGGAGGGUACCCCGAGGCAGAGGUCACCUGGCACGACGGGGCUGGACGCAACCUCACCGACAACCUGACAAUCUCACAGGUAGCCAAUGAGGAGGGUCUAUUCAGCGUAAAGAGCGUCCUCACCGUCCAAUUGGAGCCGGACAGCACCUACUACUGCCGACUCACCAACACGCUACUGGGGGACGAGGGGCACGCCUCCAUCACCAUCACAGGUCAGAACAUGGCAUUUCCCCCGGUGCUGCUGGGUGUGACGGUGGGCCUGGCUGUGUGUCUGGUGGUGCUGCUCAUCGCACUGGCUGCAGUGUGUCGCAAGAAGAUCAAAGAGACGUGUGAGGAGCUCAGAGAAGAGGAAGAAGCCAAAGAGUUGGAGGAGGAGGCCAAAGCAGGACUAAGGGAGGCGGCCAAGGCGGCGGCUGCUGCUCCGCUGGAGGAGGACUCGGAGGAGGGCCAGACCCAAGUCCUGGAGCUGUCUGAACGAGACGGCCUCAAAGACACACAGUGAGGGGCAGGGCAGCCAGCGAUCAAUAGGGACACACAGACACACACACACACACACACACACACACA
Messenger RNA from Engraulis encrasicolus (European anchovy), 1105 nucleotides. RefSeq names its product CD276 molecule (gene cd276). NCBI's taxonomy places the organism in Eukaryota, Metazoa, Chordata, Actinopteri, Clupeiformes, Engraulidae. Bases 48 to 1040 code for a protein of 330 amino acids. Gene Ontology annotation, biological process: T cell receptor signaling pathway; regulation of cytokine production. The transcript is spliced from 8 exons. Gene Ontology annotation, cellular component: external side of plasma membrane. The record is from RefSeq and is a predicted model, not a curated record. Gene Ontology annotation, molecular function: signaling receptor binding.